ACGGAUCAAUGGCCUGUGCUGAGUGGCUGCGGCCGCGCAGAGGUGGAGAUUGGACGUGGUCACUGCGCUCAGCUCCAGAGGUUCACUCAGCUGGACGUAGGGCAGUUUUAACAUCUGUUGGCACCAGUGAUACAUGGAAGUAGGACACAACAAGAGAAGCAUGAGGCAACACUGUGCUCUUAAACAUGGGAUACUCAAGGAAUUCCUGGCAGAAUUCCUGGGAACGUUUGUCUUGGUUUUGUUCGGCUGCGGCUCAGUCGCUCAGACCGUCCUCAGUCGAAACAGCCUGGGAGAACCUCUCACUGUCCACAUCGGCUUCUCUGUGGGCCUGAUGAUGGCCGUGUAUGUGGCCGGUGGAGUGUCAGGGGGCCAUGUGAACCCUGCUGUGUCUCUGGCCAUGGUGAUUCUGGGCAAACUGAAGAUCUGGAAGUUUCCAUUCUACAUCAUCGCUCAGUUUCUUGGUGCUUUUUCAGGAGCUGCCGCCGUCUUUGGAUUAUACUAUGACGCUUUCAUGGACUUCACCAGUGGGAUCCUGUCGGUGACUGGAAUCAAUGCAACAGGUCACAUUUUCGCCUCGUACCCUGCAAGACACCUGUCAGUCCUCGGUGGCUUCAUCGACCAGGUGGUGGGGACGGGGAUGCUGGUCCUGUGUAUUCUCGCCAUCAUCGACGGUGGGAACAUCGGAGCUCCUAAAGGCGUGGAGCCUCUGGCCAUCGGCCUGAUCAUCAUGGCCAUCGGUGUGUCCAUGGGGCUGAACUGUGGCUACCCACUGAACCCCGCCAGAGACCUGGGACCCCGGCUGUUCACAGCUGUGGCCGGAUGGGGGAUGGAGGUCUUCAGCACGGCAGACUACUGGUGGUGGAUCCCGGUGGCGGGGCCCAUGGUGGGGGGCGUGGUCGCGGCCGUCAUCUACUACCUCCUCAUCGAGCUGCACCACCCGCGCGAAGAGCAGGAGAAGCCCCAAGAGGAGGAGGAGGAGGAGGAGGAAGACGAAGAGGACGAUGACAGCAGCCUGAAGGACAAAUACGAGAUGAUCACCAUGAGUUAAAGAGACAUUAACCCCCCAGGACUGACUGAUUUUCACUGUCACUCAGAUGAAGAGCACCCAGCACAGGUUCCAUCUGUAAGGACAGACUCCCUGCGUCACUGUGUGCUCAUUAAUAGGAAGAUAAGCUGUAGUUACACUUCUGAUUGACCUCAGGCAGGCCCAGCAGAGACACGCUUUUCAGCCCACCACAACCUCCACACAUCCAAAAAAAUAAAUUAAAAAAAAGUAAAAUAGGAAAUGCUUUAAAAGCUGCAGCUACAUAACAACACAGAUAAUGUUUUGGCCUGUGCUGUGUAUAGAAAUAUGAACAAUAAGCACCCUUGUGAAAUAGUAGUAAACCCAUCCUCCAAACCGAUAGUCUGUUUGCAGUUUUAUUUUUUACGUUUCAUUUCGUUUCACAUGUUUAGCCGUGAUGUGAACCGCGCAUGCGUGUGUUGUAAAUACUGCAUUGUGUACAUAUGGAAAGUUCCCUUCUUUUCCGUGUGCUGAUAGUGGAGUGAUAGUUCUGCACGCACGUCCUUUCAGCUUCUGCUCCCGUUUUACCUCUGUGGUUGUGGUCACAUUAUGUUUAUAUUAACAUUAACAUUUUUUCUGUUGCUCUUUUUGUUUUGAUUUGACUUUUUUUUUGUCACCCACGAGAAAUAUCUAAAACAAAGACAAACGUCUUCCAGAAAACUCAACACGUCCAGUUGCCUUUGUUGUAGCUUUGCUGUUUGCAUACGCCUGGAUGACCGUGAGCCUUCACAGAACACCCACGAGGAAUUCUUCCUGAUGUUCAGUAUUCAUUUAUUUAUUUAUUUAUUUAUUUCACUCUCUGUUGUUUGUCUACAUUAAAAUUUCUACAAAUAUCA
This is a messenger RNA of Mugil cephalus (flathead mullet), 1899 nucleotides long. RefSeq names its product aquaporin-9-like. Lineage: Eukaryota; Metazoa; Chordata; Actinopteri; Mugiliformes; Mugilidae. Gene Ontology annotation, cellular component: basolateral plasma membrane; plasma membrane. Gene Ontology annotation, molecular function: water channel activity; urea transmembrane transporter activity; glycerol channel activity. Gene Ontology annotation, biological process: water transport; glycerol transmembrane transport. The record is from RefSeq and is a predicted model, not a curated record. Bases 134 to 1048 code for a protein of 304 amino acids. The transcript has 6 exons.